CCCGGGCUCGCUGCGGGGUUUCUCUCCCCGGGCAGGGGGCGUCCCCUCGCACGCGGGGAUCCCCGGCCUCGGGCAGCCCGGCGCUCGCCCCCGCGGGCAGCCAAUGAGAAGCCGCCUCAGCGGCGGGAGCCGCCCAGUGCCGAGCGGGCCCGGAGCGAGCCGGAGAUCGCCGAGGCUCCCCCUCCGCGCUCUCCCCUUUUCUCUUGCGCCCUUGUGCCCUGGGCGGGGAUUCUCUUCCCUGAUCCCCUCUCCCCCGCCCACCCCACUUGAAACCAAGAUGGAGGAUGGUGGCUGCUGCGGACACCACCGCUGCUAUUGCAGCUGCUGCUCCUGAUCCCUGAAGAGGCUGCAACACCCCGGUUUCCCCUCCCACCAGCUUCCUGCUGCACUGAUUGCAAUCGCCCUCCAUGCACGCACCCCCUUCCUCCUGCAAUUGUCUCUGCUUCUGCUCUCCCUGCCUCUUGCCCGCAUGCACUGAAUCUGUGCGUGCACACACAGCCCCCUAGGUGGCUGCUGGAGGGUGAAGGGGGGACUCCCGUAGCGCUGCAAUUGCACGCAUACCUUCAUGUUCCUCUAUUUAUUGUUGCCACUGGCAGCCACCCCCACCUCGGUGCAUUACUCUGUUGCCUGGAUUUCCGCGUUGGCUGCUGCUGGAAGGUGAAGCCGGGACCUGAAGACAAAACAUAGACACACCUUCCUCUUCCCAGGCACCAGCGGGGGAGCCGUGAGUGGAUCAGGGUGGUGGUGGUGGUGGGGGGAUCUUGUCUGGAGGAGCCGCCACUGCACACAGCAGCCAUGAGUAGCUCCACUACCACCACCUCCACGACCAGCAGCAGCAACGCCGGGGAAGGGGCUGAGGAGGCGGCCAAAGACUCUGCAGACAUCGUGGCGUUUUUCCGAUCCGGGUUUCGCAAAAAUGAUGAAAUGAAGGCUAUGGAAGUAUUACCAAUUUUAAAGGAAAAAGUUGCCUAUCUUUCAGGUGGCAGAGAUAAACGUGGAGGCCCCAUUCUAACAUUUCCAGCUCGCAGCAACCAUGAUAGAAUACGACAAGAGGACCUUAGGAGACUAAUAUCAUACUUAGCUUGUAUCCCUAGUGAAGAAGUUUGUAAACGAGGAUUCACAGUGAUUGUAGACAUGCGUGGAUCUAAAUGGGACUCUAUUAAGCCUCUGCUGAAGAUUUUACAGGAAUCCUUUCCCUGUUGUAUUCAUGUUGCACUGAUAAUCAAGCCAGACAACUUCUGGCAAAAACAAAGGACUAACUUUGGCAGCUCUAAGUUUGAAUUUGAGACUAACAUGGUAUCUCUGGAAGGCCUUACCAAAGUAGUUGACCCCUCUCAGCUAACUCCAGAAUUUGAUGGCUGUUUGGAGUAUAACCAUGAGGAAUGGAUCGAAAUCAGAGUUGCCUUUGAGGACUACAUUAGCAGUGCAACCCAUAUGCUGUCCAGAUUGGAGGAACUGCAGGAUAUACUGGCUAAAAAGGAAUUGCCUCAGGACUUGGAGGGUGCUCGAAAUAUGAUUGAGGAGCAUUCACAACUGAAGAAGAAAGUCAUUAAGGCCCCUAUUGAGGACCUUGACUUGGAAGGACAAAAGCUGCUCCAGCGGAUACAGAGCAGUGAAAGUUUCCCCAAAAAGAACUCUGGGUCAGGGAACGCAGACUUGCAGAACCUUUUACCCAAAGUAUCCACCAUGUUGGACCGGCUGCACUCAACUCGGCAGCAUCUGCAUCAGAUGUGGCAUGUGCGGAAGUUGAAACUGGACCAAUGUUUUCAGCUCAGGCUGUUUGAGCAGGAUGCUGAAAAGAUGUUUGACUGGAUCACACACAACAAAGGUCUGUUUCUGAAUAGUUACACAGAGAUUGGAACCAGUCACCCCCACGCCAUGGAGCUGCAGACGCAGCACAAUCACUUUGCCAUGAACUGUAUGAAUGUGUAUGUAAACAUAAAUCGCAUCAUGUCAGUAGCAAAUCGUUUGGUUGAAUCUGGCCAUUAUGCUUCACAGCAGAUUAAACAGAUCGCUAGUCAGUUGGAGCAAGAGUGGAAGGCAUUUGCUGCAGCCUUGGAUGAACGAAGCACCUUACUGGAUAUGUCCUCCAUCUUCCACCAGAAAACUGAACAGUACAUGAACAAUGUGGAUUCAUGGUGUAAGGCCUGUGGUGAGGUAGAGCUUCCUUCUGAACUACAAGAUUUAGAAGAUGCCAUUCAUCAUCAUCAAGGAAUAUAUGAGCAUAUCAGCCUGGCUUACUCAGAGGUGAGCCAAGAUGGGAAGUCGUUACUUGACAAACUUCAGCGACCUUUGACUCCUGGAAGCUCUGACUCACUAACAGCUUCUGCUAACUACUCCAAGGCCGUGCAUCAUGUCCUGGAUGUCAUCCAUGAAGUACUGCACCACCAGCGACAACUGGAGAACAUUUGGCAGCAUCGGAAGGUCCGCCUGCACCAACGGCUUCAGCUGUGUGUUUUUCAACAGGAUGUCCAACAGGUAUUGGACUGGAUUGAGAACCAUGGAGAAGCUUUCCUUAGCAAACACACCGGGGUAGGAAAGUCCCUGCAUCGGGCCAGAGCUUUGCAGAAACGCCAUGAAGACUUUGAAGAAGUAGCACAGAACACAUAUACCAAUGCAGAUAAAUUGCUAGAAGCAGCCGAGCAGCUGGCUCAGACGGGAGAGUGUGACCCAGAAGAGAUUUAUCAAGCUGCACAUCAGUUGGAAGACAGAAUACAGGAUUUUGUGAGGCGUGUGGAGCAACGCAAGAUCCUGCUGGACAUGUCUGUGUCUUUUCACACUCACGUUAAAGAGCUGUGGACAUGGCUCGAGGAGUUACAAAAAGAGCUGCUUGAUGAUGUCUAUGCAGAGUCUGUGGAGGCUGUACAAGACUUGAUCAAACGCUUUGGCCAGCAGCAACAGACCACUUUACAGGUUACAGUCAAUGUCAUCAAGGAAGGGGAGGAUCUUAUACAGCAACUAAGGGAUUCUGCCAUUUCUAGUAACAAGACCCCUCACAACAGUUCCAUCAAUCACAUAGAGACAGUUCUGCAGCAGCUGGAUGAGGCCCAGUCUCAGAUGGAGGAGCUUUUUCAGGAACGCAAGAUCAAGCUUGAACUCUUCCUGCAGCUACGCAUAUUUGAGAGAGAUGCAAUAGAUAUAAUUUCAGACCUUGAAUCGUGGAAUGAUGAGCUCUCUCAGCAGAUGAAUGACUUUGACACUGAAGAUCUUACGAUAGCAGAGCAGAGACUCCAGCACCAUGCAGACAAAGCCCUGACCAUGAAUAACCUGACCUUUGAUGUCAUCCACCAAGGACAAGAUCUGUUGCAGUAUGUCAAUGAAGUGCAGGCCUCUGGUGUGGAGCUGCUUUGUGACAGAGAUGUAGAUAUGGCAACUCGUGUUCAGGAUCUGCUGGAAUUUCUUCAUGAGAAACAACAGGAGCUGGACUCGGCAGCGGAACAGCAUCGGAAACACUUGGAACAGUGUGUACAGCUGCGCCACCUGCAGGCUGAAGUCAAACAGGUGCUGGGCUGGAUCCGAAAUGGGGAGUCCAUGUUAAAUGCGGGGCUUAUCACGGCUAGCUCCCUCCAGGAGGCAGAACAGCUGCAAAGAGAACAUGAGCAGUUCCAGCAUGCUAUAGAGAAAACACAUCAAAGUGCACUGCAGGUGCAGCAGAAAGCAGAGGCGAUGCUGCAGGCUAAUCAUUAUGAUAUGGAUAUGAUCAGGGACUGCGCUGAGAAAGUUGCUUCUCAUUGGCAACAGCUGAUGCUCAAGAUGGAGGACCGUCUCAAACUUGUGAACGCUUCCGUGGCCUUCUAUAAAACGUCAGAGCAGGUUUGCAGUGUGCUGGAGAGUCUGGAGCAGGAAUAUAAGCGGGAAGAAGACUGGUGUGGGGGAGCAGACAAACUGGGUCCCAACUCUGAAACAGAUCACGUGACCCCUAUGAUAAGCAAGCACCUUGAACAAAAAGAAGCGUUCCUGAAGGCUUGUACGCUGGCUCGGAGGAAUGCUGAUGUCUUCCUGAAAUACCUGCACAGGAAUAGUGUAAACAUGCCAGGGAUGGUAACUCACAUCAAAGCUCCUGAACAACAAGUCAAAAAUAUCUUAAAUGAACUCUUCCAGAGGGAGAAUCGCGUGCUGCAUUACUGGACAAUGAGAAAAAGGCGCCUUGACCAGUGUCAGCAGUAUGUGGUCUUUGAAAGAAGUGCCAAACAGGCUUUGGAAUGGAUCCAUGACAAUGGAGAGUUUUAUUUAUCCACGCAUACUUCCACUGGUUCCAGUAUCCAUCACACUCAAGAGCUUUUAAAAGAACAUGAAGAAUUUCAGAUCACUGCAAAGCAAACCAAAGAGAGGGUGAAGCUGUUGAUACAGCUGGCUGAUGGCUUUUGUGAAAAAGGGCAUGCCCAUGCAGCAGAGAUUAAAAAAUGUGUCACAGCAGUGGACAAGAGGUACAGAGACUUCUCUCUGCGCAUGGAGAAAUAUAGGACCUCUUUAGAAAAAGCCCUGGGGAUUUCUUCUGAUUCAAAUAAAUCGAGCAAAAGCCUGCAGCUGGAUAUAAUCCCAGCUAGUGUUCCUGGAUCAGAGGUGAAACUGCGAGAUGCUGCUCAUGAGCUUAAUGAAGAAAAGCGAAAAUCUGCCCGCAGGAAAGAGUUCAUUAUGGCUGAGCUAAUUCAGACAGAAAAGGCUUAUGUAAGAGACCUCCGGGAAUGUAUGGAUACGUAUCUGUGGGAAAUGACCAGUGGCGUUGAGGAGAUCCCACCUGGUAUUGUAAACAAAGAACACAUUAUCUUUGGAAACAUGCAGGAAAUCUAUGAGUUCCAUAAUAACAUAUUCCUAAAGGAGCUGGAGAAAUACGAACAAUUACCAGAAGAUGUUGGGCACUGCUUUGUAACUUGGGCAGACAAGUUUCAAAUGUAUGUUACAUAUUGUAAAAAUAAGCCAGAUUCUACUCAGCUGAUAUUGGAGCAUGCAGGAGCAUAUUUUGAUGAAAUACAACAGCGGCAUGGAUUGGCCAACUCCAUCUCCUCUUACCUUAUCAAACCUGUCCAGAGGAUAACAAAAUAUCAGCUUCUCUUAAAGGAGCUGCUCACUUGCUGUGAAGAAGGUAAAGGCGAGAUUAAAGAUGGUCUGGAGGUGAUGCUUAGUGUGCCAAAGCGAGCCAAUGAUGCCAUGCACCUCAGCAUGCUGGAAGGAUUUGAUGAGAAUAUUGAAUCUCAGGGAGAGCUCAUCCUUCAGGAAUCCUUCCAAGUUUGGGACCCCAAAACUUUAAUCCGAAAGGGUCGUGAGAGGCAUCUCUUCCUUUUUGAGAUGUCCUUGGUCUUCAGUAAAGAGGUGAAGGACUCAAGUGGGAGGAGCAAGUACAUAUACAAGAGCAAACUGUUUACUUCAGAGCUGGGUGUCACGGAGCACGUAGAAGGAGAUCCGUGCAAAUUUGCACUGUGGGUAGGAAGGACACCAACUUCUGACAACAAAAUUGUGCUUAAGGCUUCCAGUAUAGAGAACAAACAAGACUGGAUCAAGCACAUUCGGGAAGUGAUACAAGAAAGAACCAUUCAUCUGAAAGGAGCAUUGAAAGAGCCAAUCCACAUCCCCAAAACAGCUCCAACAACUAAGCAGAAAGGAAGGAGAGAUGGAGAGGACCUGGACAGUCAGGGAGAUGGCAGCAGCCAGCCUGAUACUAUUUCAAUUGCAUCACGAACUUCCCAGAACACACUAGACAGUGAUAAGUUGUCAGGUGGCUGCGAGUUGACUGUGGUCAUCCAUGACUUCACAGCAUGCAACAGCAAUGAGCUGACAAUCCGCCGUGGUCAGACAGUGGAGGUUCUAGAGAGGCCACAUGACAAGCCCGACUGGUGUCUAGUACGAACCACAGAUCGAUCCCCUGCUGCAGAAGGGCUAGUUCCCUGUGGGUCGCUCUGCAUUGCCCACUCUAGAAGCAGCAUGGAGAUGGAAGGUAUCUUUAAUCACAAAGUUGGAUCUUUGUAGAAACAAAGGAUUACUUUGGUAAUCCUCCUCAGUUCCACAGUAACUUUCUUCCUCUUCAAAACCACGACACAGACUGAAGCAUGAAACAACUUCAUUUUGAAUAUAUUUCUGAAAUCCAUGAAGACAUAUUGUUAAAGCUCGUCGAUUCCUGCAGUCAUGGCUUUACAAGAAGCACUGAAAAACCGUCUCAGAAGUUUCCUACUUUACAUGAUAGUUGGAAAAUUAUAGGAUAUCCGAAAGCUAAAAUGGGCUUCAGCAGUUGGACAUAGCCAGCCUCUUCUCUUCUAAUAUAAAUAGCUAAUUCCUGUGUGGCAUUUAUUUAAAAAAAAAAACUAUAUAUAUUCUCAAGGGGAUUUCACUGCCAUCAAAUGUAAAAAAAAAAAAAAAAAAAAAAUCAUGUUAGUUGUGUUAAUCAUGUUAGUUAGCAAAAUUAAUUCUCAAUUAACUAUCUAAAAUCUGGAUUUCUAUGGUAACUAGAGAGCUAAAAGGGUUUCAUUUCAGGAAAGCCUAGUGCUUGCGGCCAAUCUAAACACCCGUGGUGGUCAGUCUACGUCAAAUAAAACACAGCACAGUGUCAGAUUUUAUUCAGGCUAUAUUAGAAAAUGCUAGAUGACCAAAACAUUGAUUUGGGAGUAUUCUGCACUGAGGCACAGCUGUUGGCAUUAUUUUUUUUAUAAAUAAAGCAUAUUCAUAGUUUAUAAUAUUAAAAUGUCUGUAAUGCUGAGCAGGAAAUGGAACUUACAAGAAAACUUGUUUUUAGGUAACAUUUUUAUUAUAUGUGAGAACAGGGAGCACAUGGCAGGUAAAGGAGAUUUAAUUCAUAUAGUGGGUAUUUAGUGACUCAAGGCUGGAUUGCCACAUAACUGAUACCUGAGGCUGAUCAUAAAAGCUGAGCAGCUUCUGCAACUUGUUCACAGUGGAAAAGGCAGAUGACACGUCACACUGGUCUGCCCUCAUGCCUCAAUAGCUCCUCAUUCAAUGUAAGGCUGUAGUCCUUAUAAGAGCCAUAAACAGGAUAAGGCCAAACUACUUGAACAGGUAUCUCUCUCCUGCAGCAUCACUCCGUGACAAAACUUGCCAGAUCUGAAGUUGGUCUGUUGUCAGUCAUUGCCAGGCUAUGGAACUUCUGUUGCAGGAGUUUUGGUUUUAACUCUUGCUUUACAUCAUACUCUAGCUGAUUAAUCUGUUUGUACAAGGGUUCCCUGAAUAUAAGGAGCGACAUUUUCCAAUUCUUCCCCUUUCUUUCCCCAAAGAAAAACUUUCUGUGUUUAGUCCAUAGAGUAGUACCACCCAGAAUCUCAAAACUCCUGAAUUUCACGCCUAGACUGGCUUGUGAUCUGAACAUGUCUAAUACUUGGAUGGAUGGAUAUAAAUCAUAUCUAAUGAAGGUAAAAUAUGACCAAGGUGUGGGCAAGGGCUUUCACAGUGGUGACAGAAAAAAAAAAUGGCUCUGUUUGGGGCAAAGAAGACAAGACAUCAUGCGAAGGAAGGGUCCUGACUUUAAUUGUGAAAACUGGGGAUUCAGGGAGGGGGGGUGUAAAGUAAUAAAAAUGGGAAGGUAAGAUGACUUCAUCAGUGACACUUUAUUUAGGCUGGAAAGGUGGGGAAAGAUACAGAUAAGGUGGUUAAAGUAACCCAGGCUUCAGAAGACCAAGGCAUGGACAAGGAUUUAGAGGUAGAAUGAAUAAGGAGGAAACAACUUAUGUGAAAUACACAGGCAGAUAUGAUGGGACAUAGCAAAAAACUGUAUGUGAGAGAAGGAUAGUUACAAAUAUGAGACACCAAAUUUCCAAACCUGGGCAAGAGGUCAAGUGGUGGAUUUGUCAAAGUGAGUAUGUAGCCAAAUUCUAGUGCAGUCUGCCAUAUCUCUGAGGAUUUGUGUUUUUAGUUCUCUUUUCCUACCACAUCCUACAUUAGCUAUCUUGGAUCUUAUCAGGUCCCAAUAAAACUUCCGGAAAUUAAAUUUCUGAUAGUUUUCUCUCUCUAGCAGAGGUGGAUUUUUUUUCCAAAUCAAAUAUCAGAUUAAUUUUUUUACUAGUUUCUGUUUCUCAAAUUAUAUGUAUCUCUAACAUUUUGAAUUUUCUCAGAAUUAACAGAAUUGAUGGCUCUAUUAAUGAAUAUAUGUUUGGAUCAUGAAGGAUUAGGUUUCACCAUUUCAACCCAUGAGACUGGUCAACUCUGUCUGCAGUUCAUAAGUUACCCCUGUUCAGGCGUAUUAAAAGGCGGUUAAAGAGUUGGCUUCUGAAACUUGAAUAGCGACAAUGAAAUCUUCCUACCCUGUGGGAAGUUAAAUGAACAAAGCAUUACAUUUGAGACAGAGCAGCCUGCAGAGGAGAGAACUGCUCAGGCUGGAUUUGGUAUUCAUUCACUUGAACAUGCUUUGGGUACCAGGCAGCAGCCAUUUUUAUUUAUUUAUUUAUUUAUUUUAAUAUUAGCUGGAAGGGAAAUCGGGGUAUAAAAAGUAUCUGCUUCGGAACAGAUGUAUUUGCACAGCUGAAGCUUUGGAGAUAGAAGGUACAAACCAGCAAUUCUGGCUGGCUGCCUAGGAUUUCCCCGGGGAAUUAGUAUUUUGCAUGUAAUUAGCUUUGCUCAUGGCAAUUUUCUGUACAUUUUUCAGCUAGAUUCAGACAUCGGAUAGGCUGUAGCCAUCACGUUUUGUUUGCGAGAAAUGUCCUUAGUUUAUUGCAUUGAAGACAGAAGUCCUAGAAUAUUAAUUAUUUUCUGUGGUAGUCUUUCCAGGUGCUGUACUCUGCGUUAAUUAAAUUUGCUGAGAAGAGAGGCUGUUAAAAUUAGUUCACCUUUGUACAUACACACUUUCAGCUUCCCUUGCAGUACAGCCCGUCUGAUCAGUUUUCACUCAUACUAAACGGAACCUGCUACAGUAUGUCAUAGCAUUUUAAAUUAAACAAUACUACCACUUUUUAAUAGACGAAUUUGUGCUCUUGCUAAAUAGAAGUGGCUUUGGUUUCAGAUAGCCUCUGAAGCAUGCUGCUUUGAGCUUUCCAGUAUAUGAUUGAGCUUUGGAUUAGGUGAUACCUCUCUGCUUUGGUACACGAUGUCCUCAUUUCAGUACUGUUUUCAGUCAAGGUUUAUUGGCAUUAUCAAGAAGUAGUGGUGCACUGAAAAUAACUGCUGAAUUAAUGUAUUAAUGUGAAUAAUGUCUAGUAUGGAAGAAGCAAGCAGGAGGUAGGAUUUUCACUGUGAACUGGACAAAAGGAAGAGACCAACUGCAUAAAUGAAUGAGGCUGGAGAGACCCUUCCUAUUCUUAAGGAAACUACCCCUAAAAUCUUUAGAAAUAUGGUAUAAGUGCACACAUGCACUCUCUCUCUCGCUCUCUGGCCUUUUUGUAAAGAGCAGUCCCAGUAAUUUAUUUUUAGAAGUGGUGAAAGCAUUAUCAAUCUGUGUGUAAUUCUGAUAUGAGCAAACCUGGAGAACCCAGGUGUCUGAAAUAAAACUUAGUUACUCCUGGUAACCUAGGCACUUUAAAUCUUCUGGUCCUUGGGCUGUAAAUCAGUUUGCAGUAUGUUCUUACACAGUAGACUAAAUACAGUAUAGCAACACUGAAGUCGUUGAAUAAAAGACAUUAUCAAAGUAAUGCAACAAAUUCAAGAUUAACAUGUCAGUUCAGCACAACUGCACCUUUAUUCCCCAGUUACAGUAUUGUGAGGGCACUCACUCUAGGCUUCCAGCUCCUGAGCCAUCACCGCUUUUCAGUGGAGACCCACCUCACCCUCCCUCCUUACCGGAAGAGCAUUUCCUAUACUGUGUUCUCCCUAGCAAAGUCAGGCAGCCUAAGCUGGCCUGCUUUACUUUUCUCCCCAGAAGAUGUUAUACAGUGCAAUUGCCACAGUUAAGCUACCAAACAGCUUUUUCUAAGCAAGCACAUUUAUUUUUAAGGUGAAAAGCAUUACAGAGAAAACUGUAAAACAAUACAAGAACCUACACACAUGUCAAUAACUUUACCAGAGAUCACCCCAGCUCGCCCAAGGUUUUUUUACCUGUGGUUAUAAAUUCAUCACAGCUUCAACUCAGAACAAGAAUCCUCAUUAAUGAGUCAUUUAUUCUUUUAUACAAUUUGUCUUUGAACUGUCCUCAUGUAACAGGUGAUCAAAAGAUGUCCCCCUGAGGAUGAAGCGUCAAAGGCUGAGUCCUUAUAUAGGAGUUUGCAAUCCCCUCUUCCCAAGUACAUCCUAAGAAUUCCACUUCACACGUAUUGUCCAAAAUAUCAUACGUGCCUACUACAUUGCUCAACCUAGUCUUUAGAAGCUCACAGUACUACCCAGAGAUUGCAUUAAUCCUGUCUUCUUCCUAAAGAAGCUCCAUACAAUCCCACAUUGAUACAUAAACAUUUGCAUUUUUAAUACAAUGAACUCUUAAAAUACUUACACUUCAUUCAGUACAGUGUGUCCAAAAUAUUGCAGGAAAUUGCCAUAACUGUUACAUAGCGUAGUAACUGUGGAUGCAUUAUGGUUUAUUCUUUUUCUGAAGGCCAAAAUUUCUCUUCUGUCCAAGAUUAUUAUGGACACCUUAUUGGGAGUGCUUCAUAUUUAGUAUCAUAUACUAGUUCAAUCCAAGGAAGAGCCAAAUAUGAAUCAGGAAGUGUUUUUUUAUUUAUAAAAAGUCAGCUUUCUGUCUUGCUGCACUGUGAGACCAGUGCCUCUGCCUAAACAUUAUUUUUAAAAAAUCCUAAAAUUUUGGUGGAAGCUAGAAAUAAAUAGGGAAUUUAAGUAGAGCUUAUGGCAUGUGAAGAGUAAUAAAUAUACUGAAUGGAAAAAAGUACUAGGGAAUACAAUUAAAGCUAAGCAUAACAAAUUCAAAAGGUACCGAUCUCUUCCUGAAGGAGAGCUUUGUGAGGUGUCAAAUUAAGAAAGUGAUGUCUGGGAUAAAAUUUUGGUGAGGGGAAGGCAGUUAGGAAGUACAAUUACUUGUUCUUGUAGAAGUGCUCUCUCAAUUUGGCCUUUGGGAAUGGUGCUCCCCUUUGCCUGCUGCCUUGUGCUAACCUUUACAUUUGGUGGUGUGAUGCACCCAGAGCACUAAAUGGGAGAGCAAAAAGUGGUUCCCCCUCAUAUCAUUCUUCAAACUUUACAGAUGAUAAUUAAGUCUAAAGCUGACUGCAAAGAAUUACAAAUGGAUCUCACUAAAGUGGGUGUCUUGACAACAAAAUGGCACAGGAAAUUCAGUGUUGGUAAAUGCAAAGUAAUGCACAUUGUAGAACAUAUCCCAACUAUACAUUCAAAAUGAUGGAGUUUAAAUUAGCUGUUAUCACGCAAUAGAGAGAUUUUGAGUCGUUGUGGAUAGUUCUCUGGAAACAUCUGCUCAAUGUUCAGCGGCAGUCAAAAAAGCUAACUGUGUUAGGAGUCAUUCAGCUUGGAAAAGAGACAACUAAGAUGAGUUAUGACAGAGAUCUAUAAAAUCAUGAAUGGAGAAAGUGAAUAGGGAAAUAUUAUUUAUUCUUCCAUAUAAAACAAGAACUAAGGGUCAUCUGAUGAAAUUAAUAGGCAGCAGGUUUAAAGCAAACAAAAGGAAGUACAUCUUCACACAAUGCACAGUCAACCUGUGGAACUCGUUGCUAUGGGAUGUUGUGAAAGCCAAAAGUACAGCCGGGGUUCAAAAAAGUAUUACAUACAUUGAUGGAGGAUAGGUCUUCACUAUUAGCCAAGAUGGUCAGGGAUGCACCCUCAUGCUCUAGGUGCUGCUAAACUGCCGACUGCCGGAAGCUGGGACUGGACAACGGAGCAUGGGUCACUUGAAAUAGCCCUGUUCCAUUUAUUCCUUCUGUAGCAUCUGGCACUGGCCACGGUCAGAAGACAGGAUACUUGGCUAGGUGGACCAUUGUUCUGAGUCAGUAUGGUGGUGGUGGUUGUUCAUCCUAUAGUGAGAUGCUAGCCCAUGGAAAUCCGUCAGCUUAAACGUGCAGAAUGAGAGCACUGAGUGGCACCUUUGGCAACUUCCUACCAUCAGUAAUUCUCUUCCCCUUUCUAGUCCCCCACAGUCUUGGAGGACAGCAGAGAAGCUGCUUGGUGACUCCCUUAUGGGCAGAAGAGGAGCCUCAUGCCAGCUUCCUCUCUUACCACAGAGGGGAGACAGAAGUAAGGCCUCACCCCAAGGACAAGGGAAUGGGCCCCAGCAACAGUGAACACAGAAGAGGUUAUGGAGAGAAUAAAAUAGGGUGGAGCUGUGAAUGAAGUAAUAAUUUUGGAAGAAAAGUAGAAUUGGGAGAAACAAGAUGGAAUGAGAAAGGGAAGAGGUUGAGGUCCAUCUCACAAAGUGGGAUAUGAUGGGUAGAGAGAAUAAGGUGGUGAUGGAGAUGAAGAAAGAAAACACAUUACUAAUACAGGCAAGGAAAUGUGGGGAAAUAACAGAAGGAAGAAAUUUGACCAACUGGAAUGCAGUAUAAUUCAGAGUUCAUAACGACAGUUCAUUAAACAGGAAAAAGAAAACUGUAGAGAAUCAGAUGAGAGGCGAAAUUAGAAAAUUAAAUCAUCUUGGAAGAGAGAGGAGAAAGAGGAUCUUGCAAUAAACAAGACUGAGGAUUAGAUAAACGUGGACACAGUAGCAAGAAAGGAAAGUGUAAUGAAAACAGGAAAAGGGAGUUGGUAAAUUAAAUGAAUUUUUUAAAAUACAUAUUUUUAUGCCAAUUUAGGUAUGAAAACCGUGGUCGGGUCUUGGUGAUGGCCACUAAAACAGUAUGCAGCCGAUGAAGUGAGCUGUAGCUCACGAAAGCUUAUGCUCAAAUAAAUUGGUUAGUCUCUAAGGUGCCACAAGUACUCCUGUUCUUUUUACUAAAACUCUAGCUCCUCUAUUGACUUAUUUUUAACCUCCUUCAGUGAUUAAUUUAUUUUAAACGGGCAUUAAUGACAGCUUGAUUGGCCUUUUCCUGUUCUUGAGUCUUGUGCUCUGUGGAGAGUCUUGUGCAACCCAGUUUACACCAUGUAUCCAGGAGAGUGAGAAUGUAAACACACUACAUUACUGGGUGGGUUAGUGGGAGAGGCCCAGGCCUGGGGCAGAAUAACAUUUUCUUUAUCCACCCCAUAAACAUGGUGUCAAGUAUCAGAGGGGUAGCUGUGUUAGUCUGUAUCCACAAAAACAACGAGGAGUCCGGUGGCACCUUAAAGACAAAUUUAUUUGGGCAUAAGCUUUUGUGGGUAAAAAAUGCAUCUGAAGAAGUGGGCUUUUAACCCAUGAAAGCUUAUGCCCUAAUAAAUUUGUUAGUCUUUAAGGUGCCACCGGACACCACGCAAAACAUGGUGAGUCUCAUACUGUUAUGCAUAAGUCAGUUUGAAAACAAGGUGAUAGUGCUCUCAAAGGCCCUGGCCGCAGCCCGAGGUUGGCCCACUCUGAUAUUGACAUGAAGUGGUACUUGGAAGAGGCUGCAUUCUGAGGAUCUGCACAGUAGCAUCUCUUUGUUUCCUCUCUCUGCUUGAUCAACAGUGGAAGUUUACAUUAUUGACACUUGGGGUCAGAGUCUCAUUUACACUAACAUCUUUACAUUGCAUGGGCAGUGUAAAGUCCUCACAGUGUGAGUAAAUCAUAUUUACGCCCAUUUUAUAUUAAAGUGGUGUAAAGGGGGCCUUAGGUGUUCAUCAUUAGGUUUUGGAGUUAACAUCCCAUUGAUAAAUGGGGAGAGUUCACAUUUUCCUUCAAAUUGUUUUUGUCUGUAGAGUUAGGAAGGCUUCAUUACAUUGGUUCACAUUUUGAAAUUUUCUUGGUGAACAGCAAGAUUACAAGGUUCAUAUUGUGUUAUGAAAGGUAAGUUUCUGGAGCACAGUAUGGGAGCCACAAUGGGAAAAGACCGUCUUGCCAAGCUGCAACAUAUCAAGGGGGUAAAUGUCAUCCUUUGUAAGCUGGCACCAGCAAAUUACAUCAAGGACUAUUCUGAGAGAACAGUAUUUGCUAAAAUACAGGGUUUGCUUACUCCUCUUCACAUCAUAAAGGAUGUUAUCACAGGAGCUAUUGCCAGUAUAAAUUCUUUUCCAAACUAAUUAUUUUUGGAUUUCUCAGGCAUUAGCUAACUCAGCAAAGAUGGCAUACUUGGGCUUUCUGUGGUAACUUACAUAUACUGGGUGUUUUAUAUCUAGAUUCUAGCUGCUAUCCUAAAAGCAGCUUCCAUGCCUUACUUCCUGAGGGGGAUCAGCAUGGACCCCUCUAAACUAAAUACAGUUUCAGGGAUUCUUUAAAAUAAAGACUGGACUUUUCCAGUUACGAAGAAAGGGGAUACUAUAAAGUGCUGCAGGAAGCAAACGUAUGCAGCACUAGAGUUGUAAAUAUUAAUAAUAAUAAUAAUAAUGAAUACUUUUCCACUUUGUGAUCUAUGUGCCUAAAUUGAUAAUUUUAAGACUAGUAUCUUUUCUAAGGGAAGCCAGACAUGCAGUGCAUAACCCAAACACAAAACUUGAUUAACUUUCAGGGUUGGUGAAUGACUUUUUAGCAAAGGAAAAAACAUCUGUAAUGGAAUGUUGGUUACAACUUUGAAGCACACACAAAUCUGGAGAUUCUCUGAUGAGCAGUUAAUAAUUUUCCAGCUAUCUCCCACACUUUCUCAAUGUGUUUAGUGCAGCAUAGAGGCGAUACACCAUCUUCUCUUCUCCCUCCUCAAAACUCUCUCAUGUGUAGGGAGAAUCGUGUGUGUAUGAGAGAGAGGAGAGAUAUUAAAAGGUUUCCUUAAGCCCUAAUUGCAGCCCCAAAUAUGCAUACAUUUUGUAUGGUAAGUUAUGGUCCAAAGUUAUUGCUCUGUUUAACAAUAUUAAAAACAAACAAAUAAAAACCCUCCUCAAUAAACAGCCCUACGUGAAAUCCUGGCCCUGUUGAAAACAAUGGCAAAACUCCCUUUGACUUGAGAAGGGCCAAGGUUUUCCCCCUUGUUUUUCGUAUAAGAGCACGGGUAUGUACUGUAUAUGUGAGAGAGAAUUUAAGCGAAAUUAAAAAAAAAAAAAAAAAAAAAAA
Messenger RNA from Chelonia mydas (Green sea turtle), 14908 nucleotides. It is a transcript of the gene TRIO, whose product is annotated as trio Rho guanine nucleotide exchange factor. The transcript is spliced from 35 exons. Lineage: Eukaryota; Metazoa; Chordata; Testudines; Cheloniidae. Gene Ontology annotation, cellular component: cytoplasm. The record is from RefSeq and is a predicted model, not a curated record. Gene Ontology annotation, biological process: protein phosphorylation. The coding region runs from base 796 to 5964 and encodes 1722 amino acids. Gene Ontology annotation, molecular function: ATP binding; guanyl-nucleotide exchange factor activity; protein kinase activity.